UUUUUGAAUUGGUCAAAUGGCAAACCGCUAACUAUGCUUCGCCACCGAUCCAAAAGAGUCUCAUCAACGAACCGCAUCUUACCUUCCGAAAUUCCCCACCGAACGUCAAACCGAUCGGAAUGCACCUGAACACUCCGAACCACACCGAACCGUCUGAAAAACCGAAAGUAGCUCAGAGCUCUGUAAUACCCCAGCGACAGGAUGAACCGAAAAAGUCGAACCGACCGUCAACCGAACCCCAGUGCUGGAGAUGUGGUGGCAAGGGUCAUCUCCGAGCACAAUGCACCUCGAAACCGCUGCUGUUCUGCUCUCGAUGUGGAGACAAGGAGUUCCCAGCACUGUUGGACACCGGAGCCACCAGGUCCUUUAUCAGCAGUGAAGUGGCCGCCUACUGCAGGGUAGUGGGUAUACAACCGGAUUAUGUUAGGGACGUUACCACCACCGUCGCUAACGGAAGUUCAAUACCGAUUAAAGAAAUAUAUACCGCACCGGUCCGAAUUAUGUCUGAAAUUAUGGAAGCUAAAUUGUUGUUAGUUUCAGAUUUACCGAUCAAUGUAGUACUGGGAAUGGAUAUACUGAGGACACACAACUUUUCCAUUAAUCUCCAAACCGCCGAAUGUUUCCUGAAUGGAAGGUCCAUCCAAGCCCGGCUCAGCGAGCCAGAUAACCGAGGACAACUACAUGCGAUAGGACCGCUGUUGUCGAACCUGAGUGGAGAAGAGAAAGUCAGGCUGGAGGAGUUUCUACAGACCGAAUUGAAGGCGUUCGAGAAGCUCCGAGGAACAACUCCACUGAUACAACACCGAAUUAAACUCAAACCAGGCACCGAACCGAUCAAGCAACGUUACCGUCCCCAAAAUCCGAAGAUGCAAGAGAUAAUAAACAAUGAGGUCGACCGAAUGCUGGCCGAAGGCAUUAUAGAACCGUCUUCAUCCCCGUGGAGUUCACCGAUAGUAAUUGUCAAGAAAAAGGAUGGAAUUUUAGACAAGUUGAGAAAAGCCAAGUAUAUAUCCACUAUUGAUUUGAAACAGGGUUAUUGGCAGGUACCGUUAGCCCCCGAGAGUCGACCGAUCACCGCAUUUACCGUCCCUGGCCGUAGGCUGUUCCAGUUCAAAGUGAUGGCUUUUGGUCUGCAUUCCGCACCGGCAUCCUUUCAACGUCUUUUAGACCGAGUUAUUGGCCCUGAGAUGGAACCGGAUGCAUUUGCUUACUUGGAUGACAUAGUAGUUCUUGGAGAGACAUUGGACGAACAUCUUGACAACCUAAGGAAAGUUUUCCGCCGAUAUUUUUCGAGUUAA
Coccinella septempunctata (seven-spotted ladybird) is the source of this 1298-nucleotide messenger RNA. RefSeq lists its product as uncharacterized. Gene Ontology annotation, molecular function: zinc ion binding; nucleic acid binding; aspartic-type endopeptidase activity. NCBI's taxonomy places the organism in Eukaryota, Metazoa, Arthropoda, Insecta, Coleoptera, Coccinellidae. The transcript has 4 exons. The record is from RefSeq and is a predicted model, not a curated record. Bases 120 to 1298 code for a protein of 392 amino acids. Gene Ontology annotation, biological process: proteolysis.